This is a messenger RNA of Cylas formicarius (sweet potato weevil), 1885 nucleotides long. RefSeq names its product ADP-ribosylation factor 6 (gene Arf51F). Lineage: Eukaryota; Metazoa; Arthropoda; Insecta; Coleoptera; Brentidae. Gene Ontology annotation, biological process: vesicle-mediated transport; intracellular protein transport. Gene Ontology annotation, molecular function: GTPase activity; GTP binding. Gene Ontology annotation, cellular component: cytoplasm. Bases 142 to 669 code for a protein of 175 amino acids. The transcript is spliced from 2 exons. The record is from RefSeq and is a predicted model, not a curated record.
GUUUCGUAGUCAUCGUCGGUGAAUGACAAUAUGGAGCAUGUUUUGGCAGAAAUAUGAAGAAAAAAAUGUUAGGAAAAAUCCAAUUCUGUAAAUAUCGUCAAUGAUUAGUGAUCCUGUUGGUAGAAAACGGGCUCCUGAAGGAUGGGGAAGUUACUAUCAAAAAUUUUUGGCAAUAAGGAGAUGAGAAUUUUGAUGCUGGGAUUAGAUGCUGCAGGAAAAACCACUAUAUUGUACAAAUUAAAAUUAGGCCAGUCAGUUACAACUAUCCCAACAGUGGGAUUUAAUGUGGAGACGGUGACCUACAAAAAUGUGAAGUUUAAUGUGUGGGAUGUUGGUGGUCAAGAUAAAAUCCGCCCUUUGUGGCGUCAUUAUUACACUGGCACACAAGGCUUAAUUUUUGUGGUCGAUUGUGCAGAUCGUGAUCGAAUCGACGAGGCGCGUCAAGAGCUUCAUAGAAUUAUCAAUGACCGUGAAAUGCGGGACGCAAUAAUACUCAUUUUUGCUAAUAAACAAGACUUACCUGAAGCUAUGAAACCCCAUGAGAUUCAAGAAAAGUUAGGAUUGACCCGUAUUCGGGACCGCAAUUGGUAUGUUCAGCCAGCUUGUGCAACAACAGGGGAUGGAUUAUAUGAGGGUCUAACCUGGUUGACUAGUAAUCACAAGUUAUAGCACUCUUGCUGGGCAGAUACUCAAUUUAGUACAUGCAAUUUGAUGUAGUUCUAAAGUGAUUAUUAAAACAAGGUUAAGAACUGUUAAUUUCAACAUUCCAAUUGCGAACCUAAGAAGAUGGUGAGACAAAGCCAUUAUUACCAUUGAUGACAAUGGUUGUGCCUCUCGGACCAGUGUUCUUGGUUAUCGCCUCCUAGUAAUACAAUUUGUAAAUAGUUGGUAUUGUAUUAACAUUUAUUGUUUUAUAUUGUAAAAUAUUGUUGCCGCAUUUAAAUCCUAAAAUGAAUACAAAUCAUAAGUAAAAAUCUGCUUGUUAGUAAAUAUAUUUUCAGAGUUGAUGAUUUGUUUGUCUGGAGGUUAAAAAAUCUCAGAUCAUUAUAUACCAUUUUACUAAAGUUUGACAUUUGUUUAAGUGUUUGAUGAUUUUAUUUUUAUUCUUAUACCAUUUUGAGUUAAUUUCCUCAAUAUCUUCACAUAUAAAGACUGAAUAGAUAUAAGAAUGUUUGGGCCAUUUAACAACAGAAAUAUUAAUGCCAGUAUUAUAGAGAUUUGUGCCAAAAAUUUCCAAUAUAAACAUUAACUAAAAUAGUCUACCGAAUAAUUUAUGAUGAGGCAAAUAUUUAUGUUAAAUUAAAGCAAUAAAAUAUUUAUAACAGACAUUUACCAGGAAAUUUUUUGCACAAAUAUUUGCUGGGCUCAUGUCGGAUUAAAAUUUGGUUAUUACUAAUUCGAUGAAACAUUUCGUUAUACGGUGAAAUUACAAACAAAUCUAAGGAAAGUGCUUUUAUAGUUUCAAGAAAUAUCUUGCGUCCAUAGCAUUUUUAGGUGAGAUUAUAGCAUGGUAGAUUACCAUUGAAAAUAUUUGUGCUUGAAUUAUAGGAGAUAUGUAGACAUCAUUUUAUUUUUACACUGAAAUGUGUGAUGGGAUGUUAAUUGAAGAAAUAUUAAAUAUUAAUUCAAAUUAUUGCACUUGCUUACUAGGAAAUACUUAGGAAAAUAAAUGAUCAGAAGGUUUUGGAUUAAAAAUUUGUGAAAUGUUGAAAUGCUUUAAUUUGUUAUUAUGUACAUACAAAUUAUGCUUAUUUAAUAUGACUGGCAGAUUGUGGCAUGUAUGUAUUAUUUAAACAGUGAUACUUUGGGAGCAAUACUAUUUAUUUUGCAUAGUUUAAUUGUGACAUAUUUUCAAUUGGAAGUAAAAAUAUAUGUUUUUAAAAUU